Molecule: messenger RNA, 3835 nt
Organism: Musa acuminata AAA Group (dessert banana)
Lineage: Eukaryota; Viridiplantae; Streptophyta; Magnoliopsida; Zingiberales; Musaceae
Product: CSC1-like protein At4g02900
Exons: 12
Coding region: 814-2640 (608 amino acids)
Cellular component (GO): plasma membrane
Molecular function (GO): calcium-activated cation channel activity
Source: RefSeq, a predicted model, not a curated record
GCUCGGUGGUCGUGAAUCGAAAACGCCUCCGGAAUUGUUGCGCCCGUCCCACCUCCAAUGGCGGAUCAUCGCGUCGCGGUAAUCAUCGAGUUGAUUUCCUAUUUUUAUCCUCUCAAGGAUCAAGAAUCUUGCCCCCCACGAAGAACGAGAAAGAAGGGGCUGAAGCAAAGGCCUCCAAGGAUCAGAGCUAUCCCUUUUUGCUCGAGAGUCGGUGAUGAUCGCUUGAGGCAUUCCUCUCGCCUCUCUUUCUUUGUCCCCUUCUUUGAUUGAAUGUAGGUCGAUGCUCUUGGCAAAUUGUUUAGGGCUCUGAGAUAUCUGGUUGCUUCACUCCUCUGUACCUCGAGUUAUUUCUGAGGUAUACCAAGGAAAAAGGUGGGCCCAAAAAGAAAACGAAGCAAACCCUGCGUGAGCGAGAUAGCUGAUAAUUUCUUGAGGUCAAUCAGAAAAAGAAAAAAAAAGGUGCAUUCACCGAGGCAAGGAGAAAAAGGAAGCAAUCCUUGUUUGGGUGUGCAAGCUGAUGGUUGCUUGACGUACACUUUCACCUCUCUUUGGUUAAAAGGUUGAAUCUAGGUUCAGAUUCUUGACAAAUUCUUGAGGGGUUUUGGCGCAAUCCUUAUAACUUAUUACGUUAUUUUAAUUAACUUCUGAGGUCAAUCAGAAGAAGGUGCAAAAAAAGAAAAGGAGAAGCAAUUCCUGCAUAAGCAAUAGAAACGAUGGUUGCUUGAGUACUGCAGUAGUCUGUCUUGUGCUGAAUACCUUAGUUCCACAACGUGGCAACCCACAAAUUUGAGCUGAGGGGGAAGUUUCUAAAACAUGGCAUCACUUGCUGAUAUUGGGAUGUCUGCUGCCCUGAAUAUCCUGUCUGCAUUGAUAUUUCUGAUUGUUUUUGCUGUACUCCGGCUUCAACCAUAUAAUGAUAGAGUAUAUUUUCCUAAGUGGUACCUGAAAGGGAUUAGAAGCAGCCCAACACAUUCAGGAAACUUUAUAAAGAAGUUUGUUAACUUGGACUGCAGAACAUAUUUGAGAUUUUUGAAUUGGAUGCCUGCAGCAUUAAGAAUGCCGGAGCCUGAAUUAAUCGACCAUGCAGGACUGGAUUCUGCCGUGUAUAUCAGGAUCUAUCUACUUGGGUUAAAAAUUUUUGCGCCUAUAGCUGUGCUUGCAUUUGGUGUUUUGGUUCCUGUUAAUUGGACUGGUGGAACACUGGAGAACAGUAAAGAUUUAACAUUCAGUGAUAUCGAUAAGCUCUCUAUAUCUAACAUUCAACCUGGUUCAGAAAGGUUCUGGGUGCAUUUGGCAAUGGCCUAUGUUUUUACACUUUGGACAUAUUGUGUAUUGUACACUGAAUAUAAGAAAAUAGCAUCGAUGAGGUUGCAUUUUUUGGCUUCUGCAAAUAGACGACCAGAUCAAUUUACUGUUCUUGUGAGAAAUGUUCCACCUGAUCCUGAUGAAUCAGUGAGUGAGCAUGUUGGGCAUUUUUUUUCUGUGAAUCAUCACGAUCAUUAUCUCACACACCAGGUUGUAUAUAAUGCUAAUAAGCUCGCAAAAUUGGCUGAGAAAAGAAAAGGCUUAGAAAACUGGUUUAUCUACUACGAAAACAAGUACAAUCGAAAUACUAACAUCAGGCCAACUACAAAGACAGGACUUUUUGGUCUGUUGGGAAAGAGUGUGGAUGCCAUUGACUACUAUAAGGCUGCGAUAGAACAGCUACUGAAAGAAGAAGCAUCAGAACGAGAAAGGAUAAUUAGUGAUCCUAAUGCUAUAAUGCCAGCAGCUUUUGUGUCAUUUAAAACCCGAUGGGGUGCAGCUGUUUGUGCCCAAACACAGCAAUCAAGUAAUCCAACUUUGUGGUUAACAGAUUGGGCUCCUGAGCCCCGUGAUGUCUAUUGGCCCAAUCUUGCUAUCCCCUUUGUUGAGCUUACAAUUCGGAGGUUAAUUAUGGCUGUUGCAAUUUUCUUUCUUACCUUUUUCUUUAUGAUCCCGAUUGCAUUUGUUCAAUCUCUAGCCAAUAUUGAGGGAUUCGAGAAGGUCUUUCCUCUCUUAAGGUCUCUAAUAGAAACGAAUCUAAUUAAGUCAUUCAUACAAGGUUUUCUACCAGGAAUUGCAUUAAAGGUCUUCCUUAUUCUUCUUCCAACAAUACUCAUGACAAUGUCCAAGAUAGAGGGUCACACAUCCUUAUCAACAUUGGACAGGAGAUCUGCUUCUAAGUACUAUCUUUUUCUUCUGGUUAAUGUAUUUCUUGGGAGUGUUAUUACAGGAACAGCAUUUCAACAACUAAAUAGUUUCAUUCAUGAAUCUGCUAACACAAUUCCUGUAACUGUUGGGAUGUCUAUUCCAAUGAAAGCAACAUUUUUCAUCACCUAUAUAAUGGUUGAUGGAUGGUCAGGUAUUGCUGCCGAAAUACUUAGACUGAAACCAUUGAUCAUUUUCCAUCUGAAGAAUACAUUUUUAGUCAAGACUGAACAAGAUCGUGAGCAAGCUAUGGAUCCUGGCAGUUUAGAGUUUGCAUCCUCAGAACCAAGAAUACAACUAUAUUUCUUGCUUGGAUUUGUAUAUUAUGUUAUCACCCCAAUUUUUCUUCCAUUCCUACUCAUCUUCUUCGGCCUGUCAUAUGUUGUGUUCCGCCAUCAGUUUGGAGUUUAGGUUACAGACUAGCUGUGCACGGAAUUAAGGUGAGUAUAAAUUUUGCAAAGCAACUUUUACACGUUUUAUAUUGAUGUUGAUAUAAAAAUCAAUGAGAAAGAGUGUAGAUAUCAAUGAGGAAAAGUGUGUGCAGUGGAACAAGGGAACAAUUGGAUAGAGUGCAAGAAAAGUUGCUUUUGUCAUGGUAAUAUGAUGUUUUGACUUCUAACUUGUUUUGUUGUUUUUUACUCAAUCCUAUCAUCAAUCAGUUUUACAAAUGUAGAUAUCUCCAACUGUCUUCCCACUAGUUUUACCAAUAUAGAGUAUAAAGCAGAACCAAAAGCUGAUGUUUCAUAGGUCUUUCUUUUAACAUGCAUGUCGCUGUUUAAUGUUUAGUUGCUUGUACCUUUUAGAAAAUGCCAACAAAAUAUAUGUGCACACAGGUCUGUUUUAUUUGUCCCUGUGAUGUGAAUGUUCCGUAGAGAGAGAGCGAGAGAAGCAGAAAGAAAAUGAAAGAAGAUUUCCUACAGCAAGAUUGUCAUUUACCCCGUUAAGGGUUUAUGCAAAUAUCUGGGAAUUUAGAGAACAUGAAUGUUUGCUCCAGGAUAUCUUUUAACUGCAAACAAGCAAGAUCUUCCUCAUUAUUGGACUUUUAGGCAUGGAGAUAAUACAACUAGGGAUUUGGUUUCCAUGGAUUGGAACUUUGCUACAACUUUGGUACAACAAUAUCACAUUAAUAAAUUGGUCUUUGAAGUCUUUGAAGAUUUCUGUGGAAUCUUCUCAUUUUUUGAGCUAUACUCUAUAGAUGGAAAAUGUCUUGGGUGAUGAAUAGUACAUGUGUUUUUUGAUACAUAAGGUUCUUCAACAUAGAUAGAUGUGCUACAAGAUUAAUCUUACGCAUAUCGGCAUGUAAAAAUAUAAGUAUAUUUUUCCCCAGUUGGACCUAUUAUUUUUUUAUUCUUUUGAAUAAAAUGCAUGAAUCUUUUAUCAGUCAUUUUUUAUGAAUGCUAAUCCAUUCCUUUUUUGCUUUGAACUUCAAAUGUUUGAUGACCUCUAAUGUUUGUUGGUUAUAGAUCAUAAAUGUAUACACUCAAGAAUAUGAAAGUGCUGCUGCAUUCUGGCCAGAUGUCAUUAGACGGGUGAUUAUUGCAAUGAUAAUCUCACAACUUUUGCUUAUGGGCUUGAUGAGUACUAAACAUGGUUCUCUUACUGUUCC